Messenger RNA from Rhagoletis pomonella (apple maggot), 1160 nucleotides. RefSeq lists its product as uncharacterized. Gene Ontology annotation, molecular function: zinc ion binding. The coding region runs from base 135 to 1160 and encodes 341 amino acids. The record is from RefSeq and is a predicted model, not a curated record. Gene Ontology annotation, cellular component: nucleus. NCBI's taxonomy places the organism in Eukaryota, Metazoa, Arthropoda, Insecta, Diptera, Tephritidae. The transcript has 4 exons.
UUGCACUUUUCUUGGGUGUAUUUGUAUUGUAAUUUUAUGGAAAUUAUUUAGACCAAAAACUGCAAAUGCUGUUCGCACGCUGCAAUCAUAAUCACUCGAAAUAAUACACAAAAAUAAAAUAUUUUUAAGUGGAAAUGUCAAGCUGGAAUAGUAUUUGUCGUGUAUGUACCAGUCCUGCGGAAUAUGAAAUUUUUGAGAAGAUACCAGCGUAUCUGCAUGCCAGUUCCAAUGAGUUUCUGAAUUGCCAGAAAAACGUAAAUGUAUUUCUGGAAGAGACAACAGGGCUGAAGUGCUCCGAAAAUGAUGGUUUGCCAAAUAAGAUCUGUGCACUUUGCAUUUCCUACCUGAAAUAUGCAGUAUUUUUUCGUGAACAAUGCAUUAACAACGCUUUGACUUUAAAAGCCAUAGCCCAGAUGCGACAACAAAGCCAAAAGAACAAUUCCAACAAAAGAAAUUUAGAUAAAGAAAACGUUUUAGUAACUGAGCAAGACUUGAAUUUUACAUAUGAACGACACGUAGACACUAAUCUGCUUAGCAGUAAUAUAUCCCAAGAUCAAGAUAAAGUUUGUAAACAAUUGCUAAAUAACAACUUUCAAGCCAAUGCAUCGGCGCAACAAAAUAUCGAACAGCAGUUACGAUAUCUAAAUUUACUUUUCAAUAAAGACUCGAAUUCCGGUUUACAAGCUCGUAAUCGCAGAAAUGACGGCGCCGGUUUAGAAUUUGACAUAGCCAGUGGUGGUCCUUAUGCUGAAGAAGAGUUUCCAUCAGCAACAUCGAGUGAUGAAAAUGAGGCAAGUGAAAUCACACCGAAGCACAACAUUUUUUCAUGCAAAGAAAAGAAUUUCGAAGAAGAUGAUAUUAUGGACAUUGACGAGUUGCGGGAUGCUAUUACAAUAAAUAUACCUGAAAAUUGUAAAGAACGUAAAUGUCGAGCAUGUUCCAGGGGCUUUAUGUUUGAGGAUUCAUUUAAUGAACACAUGAGCCCAUGCAUAGAAUACAAAUUUCUCACUUCCCACCAUAAAGUUUCGCUAUGCCGCUUAGCUUUCCAAACGCUUUUGACUCAAAGGCACAGCGUAAAUUCAACGCAAACACGCAAGCAACCAAAGUUCGCUGCACAGUUGCUGGCUGUUGCGAUAUUUCAGCAAAUCGUUAAUCAAUGA